Messenger RNA from Suillus bovinus, 2322 nucleotides. RefSeq lists its product as uncharacterized. The record is from RefSeq and is a predicted model, not a curated record. NCBI's taxonomy places the organism in Eukaryota, Fungi, Basidiomycota, Agaricomycetes, Boletales, Suillaceae. Bases 156 to 2066 code for a protein of 636 amino acids. The transcript has 7 exons. Gene Ontology annotation, molecular function: protein binding.
UCCGGUAUUAUUAACGUCAAGGCGAUAAAGCACGGCCUUGAGGACAGCACCAAGUCCCUCCCCCACUCGCUCUCAUUCCUACCGCCACCAACACACAGACCGUUCCCCUUCUCCAUAUUUUCAGAUUUUUCUCUACACUGUAAUCGACGGUCAUCAUGGACGACGAAGUCGAGUAUUUGGGCACCAAUUUUGCUCAGCCAGCUGCUUGCCCCUGUGAUCCACAGCAACCGGUGACGGGUGUCACUAUGCACGUUGAGUCGUGUGGUGGAAAGCCUGCUCAUAAUGUUUCCUUCUUCAACUCUCGCACCUCCCAUGUUCACAUCGGUCGCAAAUCAAUCUCAGAUGAUAGGUCGAUGAGGAAAGAGAACGACGAUCAGAAUGCUGUAUUUGCAUGCCCCGUAGUCAGCGCAAAGCACGCCAAACUUGUGUUGGCCUCCAGCGGCCACGUGUAUAUUGUUGAUCUCAAGUCCCGUCAUGGGACGCAUUUGCGAAAGAAAGGCGAAACAACAUCUAGGAUGUUGCAGCCUGAGGUGGAGACCACCCUUACUGAUGGCGAUGUCGUGACGUUUGGUAAAGCUGUGGGGCAAGGCGCUACCCUCGUUUCGCCGGUCACAGUUCGCAUCGAAUUUUUGCGCGAUAUUUUGGAUAUGCGCGACUCGCCUCCAUGGUGUCUUACCCCUGCAGAACCCUCAAGUCCUCGCCCACGAAAAUUAAGCACUGGGCGCUAUGGCCUUAAUAGUCCUAUUUCAUAUCCUUCUUCCCCGUCUCGUUCUUCAGAGUCACUCUCAUCUCCAUCGGGCUCAUCCAACGAGGCUGCUUCGCAUUCAGAGCAUGAAUCUGAUAUAGAAGAGAUACCGUCUUGGGAAGAACUUCGUUCCUGUGUUUCAUCCUUACGCCAAGACUUCCCUGUAGACUUUCUGGGUGGUUCAUCACUCGGAAAGAUGCCAUCGCUUGGGUCGUUGAUGCAGGAUAUCUGCCAUAAGAUCGCGGACCCACUUGACAUAGAUUCUCCCCAACAUUGGUCCCCUCCGGCCAUUGCAACCAUUACAUCCAUUGAUGACGAUGAUGCGCCCUCGUCCAUUAUCCACGUUGAGGAUUCGCGGUCUCAUUCUCCUAUGGAGCUCUCCACACCAUCUCCAUCGCCCGCUCAGGUUCCCGAGGAACCGGAAGCCAGUGCAUGGCCACCGUCCAGGGCUGACUCCCUGCAGCCCGCUUUACGUCGGUCGGAUGAGUUAAACAGAGUCAAACUUCCAUCGAUGUGCUCAUUUGGGCACAUGGGAUCCCUCGAAUCAGGAUCUUUUGAGAGCUUCCCAGAACGGCUCCCCUCGCUUUCUAGCUUCCCGCCGUUUGUGCCGCUGGAGGCUGAACCGGCUACCCUAGCACCCAUUCCUGCUCUUCCCUCUAUCACUGAGGUGCGGCCUGAUGAAUCCCAGAUUUCCAGCCACGACGAUCAUAGAGAUCUGCACGAUGCCAUAAAGACUAUAGAGGCAAGGUCGAAGGACGACCUCUAUGACCUUCAGCAUCAAGUUGACAUGCUCGAGCCUGAAUCUGACCAACUUUUUGCACGCUUGGAGGCUGCAGAAGACAAGCUAUCUUCUUUGUCAGACCUACAGGAUCAAGUAUCUGAGUUACAAUCCAAGGCCGACGCAGAAAGCUGUGAUACCUUCGUGCCGCCCAUGGCAGAUGUUAAGGCUUGUGCUGACGCCCUCAAUGCCCUCGUCAUUGAAAUGAAGACCUUACGCGAGGAGACUGAAAAACGCGUGGAGGAGAGGAUUCAGACAAUCCAGACUGCCAGGAUGGAGGCGUUGUCUGUCAUCGCUGCAGAAGUAGAGAGUUUCAAAUCGCUUAAGCGCAAGCACUCUGAUAUUGAAAUUGAGGUUGCUCCUCCAGUCAAGAUGGAUAUUGUUGUGGAUGAAGCCCCAGCGGUGGCUGCGAAAUCUGAAUUACUGAUCGAAAAUUACAGACAUGUUAAACGGCCCAGGAGGAUAAUGACAUCCAUCGCGCACACCGCCACGGCCAUGGCAGUUGGUGCAGUUGCCACUUGGUCUGCGCUUGCCUUCUCGUAAAUUUCAGGAGAAUUCUCAUAUUGCAAUUGCUAAAAUGCAUAAUUGGUUUUUGGUUUGUACCACCACUACUCAUGUUGUAGGAACCCUGUUGUAUCUUCCUUCGUACGAUGUACGUUAUUUUAGGUUUUUGUACCGAUUAUAUGUUGUAUCAGGUUCCCGAUGAGCAUUAUUUGAACUGACAGCUCUGGCUGCGCCCUGAUUGAUGUGGAUAAACAUAUAAUGAUUAACAAUACAGAGAUAUGUAAUAACAUCAUUC